Messenger RNA from Closterium sp. NIES-67, 4435 nucleotides. Lineage: Eukaryota; Viridiplantae; Streptophyta; Zygnematophyceae; Desmidiales; Closteriaceae. The record is from the annotation of a GenBank genome assembly.
AAGCAAGAAGAUUCUUACCGUAUUGGCCCGAAGCUCGUCCACACGAGCAAGACCGCAGGCAAUUAGUUUCAGAAUUCAUGAGACAUCGUUGCCACUUCAUUGACCAUCCCUCACCGAUCUGUUCGCGUCAGAAUCCCCACGUCGCUGAUGAGUGUGCGACACUUUUUUCCUAGUAGUUCAGUCCUACAAGAAUCUUUCUUUCAUAUUCUUGUCACGCUUCGUCACUAGGCUAACGGCCACAACCUCACUCUGUUACCGCUCGCGUUUAUCCGUUUCCGUUGCUGGAAAAUAGUCAGGACCAGUAACCUACGUGGUGAGACUCUCACCAGACGAGCUAGCUAUAGUCCGGUGAAUUGGGACCUCAAAAGCAUUCGGGCAGUCAGAUGUUUCUCUGCAAGGAACCUGGAGAUCCCCGAUAGCCGCAGUCACGCGGUGCAUCAGCUAGCCGCUGCCGCGCGAUGUUUCCCUCCACUUCCCCCAUGACGGAGGACGCAGGGAUCACACCCAACGAGGAGUUUAAGUCCACGCAUACGUUACAUGGGUCCGUCGCCGCGGCGUUUGGAAUCCCGGAGGGUAACGAUAGACGAGGCGGGGCGGACAGUGAGAGCACCGCGGCGGCAACUGCAGAAGCGGCGUUUGGAGGUUCCAGGGAGCAUCUUUCCGAGGCAGCAGCGGCGGAGCAGAUUCCUUUCAGCAUGAAAGCGCCGGGAUUCGAUGCCAUGGAGCGGGUGGUGUCUUGGUCGGAUCUCAUAGCCAGUUUCAACGCCGUUAGGCCGGACGGACCAGAGGGGCCGCCCACGAACACCGGGCUCUCUGCGGCGGAGCAAGCGGCAGAUGCCUCAGGCCGGGUUGGACCCAAUGACGGUUCCGCAAAUGUCGCCGCCGCGACGGGAGUGCCAGCGGGAAUUGCGGAGGAGCAGGUGUGCGGGGAGUUUGGCUGGUGGGCGAACGGCGUUUGCCGCAUGGACGUUGCAACGGCUGCUGUGGCGGCCGAGCAGGAGACGCCGACAGAGACGCAGGGGACAGUCGCAGGUGGCGGUGGUACCGCUGUAGUUCCUGCGACCACGCAGUGUAGAAUCAGCCGCGACGGCGGAGGAACAGCGGGGGAGCUGCGAUGGUCAGCGGGGGAGCCUGCUGGGCACAGCGCAGCGGGCAGCCACAGCGCCAUUGCCGUCGCGCCCUCCACGCCCAGCCCCCCCACCCUCCCCGACCUCGCCUCUUCCACCACCACUGGCGGCACCGCCACUCCUUCCUCGCAGCGGUGCGCCGCGCCGUGGGGAAGGGCAGAGGGGAGGGCGAGAGAUCGGGAGGUUGGGGGAAGAGGCGGGGCGGGCGGAGGACGAGAGCGCGAGACGGCUGGGUGCGGCGUGGAAGACAGCGGAAGAGAAAGGGGAACGCGGGCAGGCGCGGAAGCACUAGUAGGAGUAGUUGGGGGGUUUAGGGAUGUUGCGCCUAAAGGCGCAGACGAUCCGUGCGCGAUGGAGACGGCGACGGGCGAAGUGCAAGGUCCCGGGGGAGAGGGGAGGGACGCGCGGAGCGCGGAGUGUAGGCGAGCGGGGUGGGGGAGCAGAGGCAGGGCAGGGGCGCAGGGGGAUGACGCGGACUUGGUGGAGCUGGCGCGGAGGGUGGGCGGCGGGGACAGCAGCGGGGGCGGCAGCGGCCUCGGCUUCACGCCGCAGGAUGCUGGGGCGAUAGGCUCGGGGGAUCGCGAUAGCGACGCGCGUCCGCACAUGCAGCAGGCGCUCGCAGCGGGGAAGGCUAGCUCGCUGGAAGAAGCAGAGGAGGGGACGGGGAUGGGCGAGAGGAAAGGGGAGGAGGGGGAGGAGGUGGAGGAGGAGGAGGAGGAGGAGGAGGAGGAGGAGGAGGAGGAGGAGGAGGAGCAGGAGGAGGAGGGGGGGAGGGAGUUUAGAGCGGAGAGCGGGGCGGAUGCGGACGUGGACUGCUUGGAAAUGGUGUGCGCCAUGCUGGGGCAAAGGAAACGCCUCAGGACGUCGCCCAUGGUCAUCGACUGCAGCACAGCAGGCGAGGCGGCGCCCACAUUCACGGUGCUGCACGCACGCGGUGCAUGUGCGGAUGAACAUGCCCUGGCGCGGCAAGAGCAGGCGGAGAAGGCGGAGCAGGCGGAGCAGAAGGAGCAGAGCGAGGUAGUGGACGGCCAGCCCCAUGCGCCGUUCCUGCCCGCGCCUGCUCUCCCCUCGCCGCCCACCCACACGCGCUUCUCUCCGCGCCUCGCCUACCCAUUCCCGCACGCCAUGCGCCCACUGAACCUCAAACUGCCGCCUCUCCACCACACCGCCCCCGCCCUACCCGCCUCGCGGUCCUCCUGCCGGCCGCCCUCGUCCCCAUCCGCCCCUCGUGUCGCCGGCCUCGCUCGAACCAUCUCUGCCUCCUUCCCCACCGCCGCCGCCGCCACCACCUCUUCCUCCCUCUCCCCGCGCUCCCUCUCGCACCACUUUCUUGGUUCUCACGUGCGUUCUCCUCACUCCCCCGCGCCCCCGCCCCACACACCAGCAGCGGCAAGGGCUCCUCCAGCAGGCGAUGGGGGCGAGGGCGAGAGCGGGCGGGCGCAGGCAGCGCUGCUGCCCAAGAAGCGGUCCCUGUCGUGGGCGGGGGGGGAGGUGAGAGGCGCGUGGGAGAUGGAGAGCACCACGGCCACAGCCCUCCGUGCGCACGAGCCUCUCACCCCCGCGCACCCUGCUGGAAUCAGCCGCAACGGCUCUCCUCCGCUUGCCACCCUUUCCAAUGGCAAUCCGCCUCCAGGUGUUGCAGCAGCGGGUGCGGCGCUUGAAAGCACCUGCGCUGUGGAUGUUGCUGGUGGGGCGCUGAAAACGGCUGGCAGCAGCAUGAAGAGUAGUGGCGAGGGGCAGCGCAGGGACGACGGCAGUAGCAGGCCUGCUCAGCUGUGGAGUAGAGGGCUGCAGCGCCUCGCAAGGCUGCAGCUGCAGCACCGCGUGCUGCUGAUGAAGCAGCAGCAGGCCGUGCAGCAGCGGCAAGGGGCGGAUGCGUGCAUGGACCGCACGCUGCAGCAGGCGCAGCCACAGCAGGAGACGAAGGUUCAGGUAGUGAGACAGGAAUCACAGACAGGGGUGCAGCAGGAGGUGAAUGGUGAUGCGGCGAAUGAGGCAAAACGGAAGGAGCGCUUGGAGCUAGCUCUUCAGAUCAAACAGGCGUGGACGGAGCAGCAGCACCAGCAGCAGGCAGGGUACAGAGCACAGGUGGUAAGCAGCAGUGAUGCUUUGGGGUUGGGUGCUGCUGCAACCCCUGCUGCUGACCCACACGCCUUCAUUCCCACUCUCGCUCAAGCCACUCCCAUGGAGCAGCAAGUCGGGGCGAAUGGAGAGUGGGAGUCACUGGUGGAGAGCAUGCUGCUGCGCCACAAAAGCACCCAACGGACCAGCACCUCUAAUCUGCCGUUUGCCGCGGGGGCAAGGAGGGCCAUUCUGAACGCGGUGCUGUACGGUACAGGCUAUGCAGGGCGCGCAGCAUUGGGAAUGGAGCAGCAUGGCAUGGUGCCUGGGACUCUACCGGCAGCCUCUGUAGCGGCAUGUGGCACGUCGGGUGUAGAUGGAGUGGUUGCUGCGCCAGGGGCGGCCACAUCUGCAGCAGCAGGUGUGAGGUCUCAAGCUGUUGCAGCCCUGGAAGCUCCGACCACGAACGGGGGGCGGCAAGGGGAGAGCACCGCCCAUGUGCCGCGCUUCCCCCCAAAACCCCUGUGCCUCGUCUCCCCUCGCUUCCACACUCCCUCCUCACAUUCCCCUCUCAUCUCCCCACUCUCCUACACGCCGAGAGGGAGGCCGGGCAGCGGUGGGUGGGGCGGCAGUGGGGGCGACGGAGAGGGAGGAAGGCAUGGGCGGUGGGAGGUGGAGCGGACAGGGGGGUCGCCUGGGGACGCAGCAAGGCAGGCGAAGAUGGCGGUGGCGGCUCAGCAGGACAGGCUGCACGGGGGGGGUCCACACGGGGACGGCGACAGAGGGAGGUCCGGCGCGUGGCCCGGGUGGCAGGGCGCUGGGGCACAGGGAGCGAGGCGCGGGAAAGCAGGACAAUUCACUGGGCAGCGCUGUGAGUGGUGGUGGCGAGGGGGGGAGAGGCGUGGUGACGGAGGGCAGAGAGGGUGCGUGGGGAGAGACACUGGGCUCAGGGGAAGCUGUGGUGGGUGCUAUGGCGUGCUCUGGUCGUGUGCGGAGUGCUCCACUGAGCCGGCAGAGCAGCUGGGGCUGUAGUGGCGGCAGAGCUAGCGCUGCUGUGAUCGGAUCUUCUCCCUCUCCCAAGGAAGCCCAUGCCGGCUUCGACCCCUUCCCCGUGCGCCACGCGUUACGCCAUUCUGCUACUGCAGGUGCCGCUGGCAUUCAGGGCGGCAGGGUGCUGGCUCGAGUGCAGUCGCUGGCAGCAGGGGGGGGAGCAGCAGAGGCAGCAAGCACGGCAGUCAAGGCAGGGC